This is a messenger RNA of Drosophila albomicans, 1324 nucleotides long. RefSeq lists its product as uncharacterized. Gene Ontology annotation, cellular component: membrane. The transcript has 5 exons. The record is from RefSeq and is a predicted model, not a curated record. Lineage: Eukaryota; Metazoa; Arthropoda; Insecta; Diptera; Drosophilidae. The coding region runs from base 54 to 749 and encodes 231 amino acids.
UUCAUAAGUAAGCUGUACAUUACUUUUCAGUUAGGAAACCUAAAUUUGCUAAGAUGACUGAUUCUGAGCAAGAAGUGCAGCACCAAGAAUCCGAAAGCAAAUUGAUUGCGCUCCGAUGUGCACUGCUUGUAUUGUUCUUUGUUUGUUUCGCUUCCAAUUUAUACAACUGUGUUUACCACGUUCAAGUGAUCGUUCAUUAUUCAGAAUUCCCGGCUUGUGAAUUUACCUCAUAUGAAUCUUUGGUGCUGACAGUAGCAAUUUUAAUGCAGUUCAUGCUUGUGAUUGGAGUUUAUUUGGUGCUCACCCAAAAGAUACGUGACCUGCGUGUGUUCAUCAUGUUAUUUUUCCUCGCCGGAUGGCUGCAAAUGUUGCUCAUCUUGGUGCUGACUCAACGUUAUCCCAUUGCGCAUGAUGUGCACUUCAGGUGGCAAGAACAUCGAAGUCUCGCACACUUCGAAGAUUGGUUUGGUUGUUGUGGUGUGCUUGGACCUGACGAUUAUCUGCUCUCAACUGGCCAAUUGCCGAGCAGCUGCUUCGACAAUCACAGCAAUUUGACUAAAGAUCUUCACUACAACGGCUGCCUUAACAAAGAGAACGGAAAUUCUGCUAUACUGCGGUACGAGUUCCUCACGAGUCUGUUUCAGCUGAUUUUGCUGGUUUUCUUGAUAAUGUUUUAUUUGCAUCUGAAGAAAAUUAAGGCGCCAAAGCGUAACUUGCACAGCGUGUGGAAAUCGCGCAUUGUUCUCUAGUUGUACACAAAUCGCAAUUGUAUUUACAUUUGCAUUUGCAUUUGGAUUUGCUUUUGUGUUUGUGAUGCAAGACAAAUUGGAUAAAGAAAUUGGCAUUGGCAAAGGAAGACUUACACUUCUCAUAUUUCACAAGCUGCAAUCAAUAACGAUAAACACUCGAGUGUCUAUCUUGGUUCUUGUCUUCAGUCGUGUCUGGCCAAAAAGGAUUCCAAAAGCAUCGAAUGUCCACUAUGCAUAUGCAUGAGCCAAUAAAGAAAUCAACAAAGAAUAGCCAAGGAUAAAGCAGUCAGACACGGAACAUCGAACAUUGAAGUUGAGCUCUCAUUCUCUGGCUCUCUCCAGAUGCAAUCGAGCAGCAAGGUAUAAGCCGCAUGCCACAUGCCACACGCCGCACACGCCACCCAUGGCUCAAGGACAAUCUCGAUGUGUUUCGCCUUUGGACAAUUUCGUUUUUUAUUUGUGUACAUAAAUUUUAUUGUUGUCGACAUUAAAUUUUGGCAUCUCGUGAAAAACAAUUUUCCAGCAUUUUGAAAUGCAUAAAAUAUGCAUACAAAAUGCUCGAACAGAACGACCAA